Molecule: messenger RNA, 318 nt
Organism: Aspergillus steynii IBT 23096
Lineage: Eukaryota; Fungi; Ascomycota; Eurotiomycetes; Eurotiales; Aspergillaceae
Exons: 2
Coding region: 1-318 (105 amino acids)
Source: RefSeq, a predicted model, not a curated record
AUGAUCCACGAUGGUUCCGCUAUCUCGGCCUUGCUGAUCCUCGGAUCGCAGGGUGAUCACCGAUCAAAGACCUUGGAAGGACUGAGAUUCCAGAACCGCACGGAGCCGACAGGCGACGAGCACCGCCAGAAGUGGCAGCCCAUACGGGCUCUCUCCGACCCUUACGUACUCUGUGCCUGUCGCCGUCCCACGAUGGCUUGGUUGCCUCCGAGGCAAGUCCCAGGAACCUCCGGCGUCCGUCGUCAGCAACCGAUCAACACGGGGAAAGGGACCCUGACAUCACAUUUUGAGUUUCUGGGCAUCGUGGAUUUUGCCUAA